This is a messenger RNA of Silurus meridionalis, 2515 nucleotides long. RefSeq names its product hematopoietic cell signal transducer (gene hcst). Gene Ontology annotation, molecular function: phosphatidylinositol 3-kinase binding; signaling receptor binding. The transcript is spliced from 5 exons. Bases 396 to 641 code for a protein of 81 amino acids. Gene Ontology annotation, biological process: positive regulation of phosphatidylinositol 3-kinase/protein kinase B signal transduction; regulation of immune response. The record is from RefSeq and is a predicted model, not a curated record. Gene Ontology annotation, cellular component: membrane. NCBI's taxonomy places the organism in Eukaryota, Metazoa, Chordata, Actinopteri, Siluriformes, Siluridae.
UUAAGGAAAAUGUGGUGCAUUGCAGAGCAGCAAAGUGAAAUUGUCACACCCCAGCAGUUUCCAAAGAACACAUAAUGGCAUUAAGUGCUCACCCAAAGUGUGUACUUGUUAUGUUAUAGAAAGAAAAAAAAACCCCAUGAUAACCGAAUGUGGUGAAUGCGAGUUAAAAGAGGAAAAAAAAAAAAACUGUCGAAUUGGGUACAGACUGAAACUCCCCAUUUUAGGACGCUGAAACUAUUAGAUCUGUGCAAACGUAUGUUCCAUAUUCAACAUCCGCCCACGGUACUUUGUGGUAUCCUCUUUAUGGUUUUCAUCCUGCUGACUGACAGACUAUUCUUUUAAGCAACUCGUAACUGUUUUCGGUGAAACUAUCUCAGCAACCGGCUGCACAGGAAAUGACAAACCAAGGCUUUCCUUUGUUUUUUUUCCUUUCUUUCUUAGCCAUGGCCAGUGCACAAGAGCCAGAAAUGAGUGCAUGCUACCGGAUAGCUCCAGGCACGCUGGCAGGUGUGGUUCUCGGUGACAUCACGCUUACAGUAAUAAUUGUCGCCGCUACAUACUACUGUGCUAGUAAGCGCAGAAUCAAAAAGGAAAAGGCUGAUAAAGUCUACAUGAAUGUCAGAGCGAACUGCAAACAAUAAUGGAUGUACGAAGAUGAAGAUUUGACUGUAACAAAGUUAUAAUUUUGCAUUUUAAAAAAAUUUUGUUUUCCUACUUUCACAUUUCAGUUAUUUAUUGUCUGUGACUCCAACAACUAUAUCACUUGGUUGCAUUUGUAAUAAUUUAUAAUAUGUAUGUAUUGAGGCAUUCUCAAUUGAGAGACAUUUCACUGUUGAAAUACACUUGAUGGACAAACAUUUGUGGACACAAAUUGUGACCAUAGGAUUCGUAUAAUCUCUUUGAACAUCCCAUUUGACAUCCCAUUAAUUUAGUCCCCAUUUUUUAACAAAUUUAGGUACUGAUAGUGGUGAGGUGAAUAGGCCUGGGGUGCAUUCAGCAUUUCAAACAUCUCAAAUGUGUUCAGUUAAGUUAAGGUUUAAGCUCUGUAGCAGGACUCUCACAAGUUUCAACUUAAACGCAUGUAAUCCGUAUGUUCAUGGAGCAUUGCUUUGUCAUGCUGGAAAAGGUUUUGGAUCUCCCAGUUCAAGUGAAGGGAAAAUGCAAUGCUACCAUUUCUGAAGACAUCCUGUAAAAUUGCGUGCCUUUGUGGUAACAGUUUGGGGAAGAAUCACAUAUGGAUGUAAAAAUCAGCUGUCCCAGCACUUUUGUCUGUAUAGUGUAUACAGUGCCUUUUGAAGCAAAUUAUAUUUUCUGUGUAACAUUAUUGGUAAAUGUUUUACAUUAAAAAUAAAAUGUUUAACAAAAGGGGGAAAAAUGAGAUUUGUCUUUCUUAGCGAAAAUUAUUUGCAUGUACCCUUAUUAGGCAACUAGAUUUUUUUUUUUUUGCCAAAUUGUGUACACUUCAGUCUUAUAGUAUAUAACAAUUAGCAAAAAAAAACUAUUUUGGCCUCAAAAUGAAUAACAAAUACAGGCACUCUUCUUUUCAGUAACCACUAUGAGCCUUCUGUCCAUUGAAUCUGCCACUUUAUUGAUCAAUUUUCUGUUUAAAGAGUGAAAUUGUCUUCCUUCAUUGUAAAUCUCAUGACUAAGAAUGGCCCAGAAAUACUCAAUAUGAAUUAAGUCAGGUAAGGAAGAAGGAAGAAGGUUAUAAUUCUGUCAUCUUUGCUCUUAAAACCAUAGCCUUCUUGAAUGUUCCUUCCUGAACCAAUGCUUUUGGGAGUUUAUAUUCAGUCCAUCUUCAAAAGGUCCAACUUCCUCAUCAUUAAUGACACCAGCCCACAGCAGAACACCUUCUUGUCUCUGGUUCUCUGUAGCCAUUAGUGAUCUGGUUCAUCUAUAAAGGUCUGUUUUGACAGUGGCAAGGAAAACUUCCUGAGAUGGUAUGAACCUCUAGAGCAGUUGUCCAUGAUGUCCAUGUCUCUGCCCACUUAACACGUUAUACUUCUGAACUUUCCUGGAAGUUUACAGUUUGGAAAUAUGGUGGCAUUCAAGGAUAAUGGUUUCCUGGUAAACUUACCUUAAUUUUUGAGUCUUUUGCAGUCAACUUUUGCCUUUUUGUCUCCAUACAUUUUUGUGUCGAAGCUGUUGAAUAUUCAUACCAAAAUUUAUAGCUUGAAUCAUUUUAUUUAGAAAAUUUUUACAUCUUCAGUCUCUUUUCUUUUUAUCCAUUUUUCUCAUAGGCUGUUUAAUAACUAUGCACAUCUAAUAUCUGUAAACAUUUACAUUUAUAUAGUUAAGAUUUGGAAAAUAUGCAAAGAAAUGAUGAUCAAAACAUGAUAAAGACUUGUCUAAUUAUAAUGCAUGAAGUGUAAAUAACUUUGUUUGGUAUUUUUCUUUGUAUAUUUGUGUUAUGAAUCAUUUCUCAAACUUAUGAACAAAUUAUUUUUAUUUUCUUUUGUUUGUUUUAUUUAAACUUUUUUCUGUGCUCUAAAACAAUAAAGGACAUUUACAGUAU